Spinacia oleracea (spinach) is the source of this 1521-nucleotide messenger RNA. Its product is annotated as DNA-directed RNA polymerase subunit beta-like. Gene Ontology annotation, biological process: DNA-templated transcription. Bases 199 to 1521 code for a protein of 440 amino acids. The record is from RefSeq and is a predicted model, not a curated record. NCBI's taxonomy places the organism in Eukaryota, Viridiplantae, Streptophyta, Magnoliopsida, Caryophyllales, Amaranthaceae. The transcript has a single exon. Gene Ontology annotation, molecular function: ribonucleoside binding; DNA-directed RNA polymerase activity; DNA binding.
UUGCGUAGAAACUUUUAUUUCUUUAUUAUUCCCCCCUUCAUACAUAUUUAAUACAUCCCAUAUAUGGAGUUUUUAUGUCAAAUUUUAUGUGAUUUAGUAAACAGAAUAUAAAUUCCAUCAGAGCUAGAUCGAUCUAUAUGAUUCAAUGAAGAAUGAGCCAAAAAUGGGAUUUUUAAAUAAACGGGGAAUUGAGUGCAAAUGCUACGGGAUGGAAAUGAGGGAAUGUCUACAAUCCCUGGGUUUAAUCAGAUACAAUUUGAAGGAUUUUGGAGGUUCAUUGAUCAGGGCUUAACGGAAGAACUUUCUAAGUUUCCAAAAAUGGAAGAUACAGACCAAGAAAUUGAAUUUCAAUUAUUUGUGGAAACAUAUCAAUUAGGAGAACCCUUGAUAAAAGAAAAAGAUGCUGUGUAUGAAUCACUUACAUAUUCUUCUGAAUUAUAUGUGUCCGCGGGAUUUAUUUGGAAAACCCGUAGGGAGAUGCAAGAACAAACAAUUUUGAUUGGAAAUAUUCCUCUAAUGAAUUCUCUAGGAACUUUUAUAGUAAAUGGAAUAUACAGAAUUGUGAUCAAUCAAAUAUUGCAAAGCCCGGGUAUUUAUUACCGAUCCGAAUUAGACCAUAACGGAAUUUCGGUCUAUACCGGCACCAUAAUAUCAGAUUGGGGAGGAAGAUCAGAAUUAGAGAUUGAUAGAAAAGCACGGAUAUGGGCUCGGGUGAGUAGGAAACAGAAAAUAUCUAUUUUAGUUCUAUCAUCAGCUAUGGGUUCAAAUCUAAGAGAAAUUCUGGAUAAUGUUUGCUACCCGGAAAUUUUCUUGUCUUUCCUGAAUGAUAAGGAGAAAAAAAAAAUUGGGUCAAAAGAAAAUGCCAUUUUGGAGUUUUAUCAACAAUUUGCUUGUGUGGGUGGGGAUCCGGUAUUUUCGGAAUCCUUAUGUAAGGACAUGCAAAAAAAAUUCUUUCAACAAAGAUGCGAAUUAGGAAGGAUUGGUCGACGAAAUAUGAACCGGCGACUGAACCUUGAUAUACCCGAAAAUAAUACGUUUUUGUUACCGCGGGAUAUAUUGGCAGCUGCGGAUCAUUUGAUUGGAAUGAAAUUUGGAAUGGGUACACUUGAUGAUAUGAAUCAUUUGAAACAUAAACGUAUUAGGUCUGUCGCAGAUCUCUUACAAGAUCAAUUCGGAUUGGCUCUAGUUCGUUUAGAAAACGUGGUUCGAGGAACUAUAAGUGGAGCAAUUCGGCAUAAAUUAAUACCGACUCCUCAGAAUUUGGUAACUUCAACUCCAUUAACAACGACUUUUGAAUCUUUUUUUGGAUUACACCCAUUAUCUCAAGUUUUGGAUCGAACUAAUCCAUUGACACAAAUAGUUCAUGGGAGAAAAUUGAGUUAUUUGGGUCCUGGGGGAUUGACAGGGCAAACCGCUAGUUUUCGGAUACGAGAUAUCCAUCCUAGUCACUACGGGCGUAUUUGCCCAAUUGACACAUCUGAAGGAAUCAAUGUUGGGCUUAUUUUUUCUUUACCAACUUGA